Molecule: messenger RNA, 1539 nt
Organism: Fusarium coffeatum
Lineage: Eukaryota; Fungi; Ascomycota; Sordariomycetes; Hypocreales; Nectriaceae
Exons: 3
Coding region: 1-1539 (512 amino acids)
Molecular function (GO): protein dimerization activity
Source: RefSeq, a predicted model, not a curated record
AUGGACCCUAAUCUUCUUAACUUCUUCGCGGUCCCCAACAACCAGACUCUCAAUAAUGUUGAUCAGAACAACCAAUCAUCUCAGCAACAGCAACAGCAUGAGCCUUCACCAUGGAGGCCAGCGGAUUUAGAGAGUGGCAUGGGCGCAUCCCGCAACCAAGGGGGACCAUCUUUCGAUUAUCAGUCGACAGCAACGUCUGAUAUCUCCUUCAACCAGGCCCCUAUGCCGUCGCCUUACACCGGCUCACACAGUACGAUACUACCUAAUAGAGGACACCCCAGAAAUCACCCACAACAACGGAAGCGAGAAGGACAUGCGCAUGACAGGAAGCGCACCAAGGUCGAUACCGAUUCUGCACUGGAGUCCCUGGACUACUGGAUCCGAUUUGAUGAUGAUGAAGCCGACAGGACAGGAAGUUACGAAAUUGACUUUUCAAAGCGUUAUGACCCCAUGAACACCAAUGCCAACACUCACUACCGCCCGGGAUAUGGAUCGAGCUCAACAACACCGGGUCUUGGUACGGGUGUUUAUGCGACCGCUCCCCCUUUCCAGGGUGCCGAGUACUUUGACGACAAUGCUCUAGACAAUGCCCUAUCCGAUGAUGAAGAAGGAAUCGACUCGAUGAGCUUGGAAGAGCAUCUAUCGAAUAUUGAGACCAUGCCACCGCCAGAGGUGCCUCCUCGCGAGGGUCUUUACUCGACACCGCUCAGUUGGGAAAAGCCAGAACCUGGUCUUCGAAUGGAGCCCGAUUUUGGAAUGGGAAGUACUCAAGGAGGCAUGAGUUCAGGGUUCGGUCAGACCAUGUCGGGAAUGUCUGGUAUGGGCAAUAACCAGGUUCUUAGCAACGACGAGCAACGGAGACUUCUUGCUAUCGCAAUGAACACUGGUCGGACGUCAUCCAGCUUUAUGCCUGCCACCGGCUUUGGUCUGGGAUUCGGAGCUGGUCUUGGUACAGGAAUGUCCGACUUUAACAGCAACAUCGAUUCUCUGUUUGGGACACCAACCGGCGACCGCAGCCAGAAGCAGACACCUACGCCUGCCAACAGCUCGAAGGCGCCAUCUCGGAACCAGGAUAUCAAGACAGAGGCUUCGAGCGAGACUGGUCUCAGCUCUUCUAGACCAGGACUAUCCCGCACAACAACUGCUACGUCUGAUAUCAAAGGCAAGGAGAAGCUCAAGCCUGGGGACAGGACGGCGCAUAACGAUAUUGAGCGAAAGUAUCGAACGAAUCUGAAGGACAAGAUUGCGGAACUGCGUGAGGCCGUACCAGCUCUUCACUCAAUACCAGAAGAUGGAGGAAACGAGGAAGCUGAAGGAAGCUCAGGACGAGCGCCCAAAGUGAGCAAGGGCACUGUUUUAACAAAGGCAACAGAGUACAUUCAAUAUUUGGAAAGACGUAAUAGGGCUAUCAUGAAGGAGCAUCAAGAGUUGGCUCGGCGGCUACAGGCAUUUGAACAGCUUCUCAGUGCAUCAGCUCGACAGCCGUUCCUGAUGCCGAACCACAGCCGGACGCUCUUUGAUCCAAGGGGUUUCUGUUAG